This is a messenger RNA of Daldinia vernicosa, 1530 nucleotides long. RefSeq lists its product as uncharacterized. The coding region runs from base 237 to 1295 and encodes 352 amino acids. Lineage: Eukaryota; Fungi; Ascomycota; Sordariomycetes; Xylariales; Hypoxylaceae. Gene Ontology annotation, cellular component: SNARE complex; endoplasmic reticulum. The transcript is spliced from 3 exons. Gene Ontology annotation, biological process: retrograde vesicle-mediated transport, Golgi to endoplasmic reticulum. The record is from RefSeq and is a predicted model, not a curated record.
CCCAUACAAUAAUACAAGCCACGUCGGCAUCAGCUCUACUUUUUUACCGACAAACAGAUAGCAUCAUUACGUGCAUUAUCGGGCAUUGUAAUCCGUACAUUGAAUUGAACAGGUUGCCAGCUUCUACAGAAUACCACGAUAGACCAUUUACAAUUUAAAAAAGAGCUUGGAAAUGCUCAACGCUACAAUAAUAAGCAUGUCGUAUUGCUGAAACCACGUACCUUCUAGUCCUCACGAUGACCGAUCUCACUCCCAUUUUCAAUGGCUUCCUUAAGCAACAUGAAGCUUCUACUACAAAACGAAGCUUCAGCUUGGACAGCUUGGAUGAUUUUCUGAAGGAGGCCUAUAGAAUAAAUUCGCACAUAGCCUCGCUCCAUGCCGACCUUAGGAAUAUACGACAGUCGUAUCUCUCAACUGCCCAGCCGCGGAAGACCCUGAUUCGGUCGGCGCACUCAGACAAACAAUCGCGGCCGCUUUCGGAUCGAGAGCGCGAGGAGAUAGAUGCAAAUGCGAAGAAAAUGUUACGUGAGCUCAAUGCGAGCAUCCGCCGCCUCGAAGACGUCGAAAAAGCACGAUCGGAAAUCGAGUUUAGGAUAAUUGAGAAGAAAUUCGCUCGCGGUUUAGGUGCGCUAGGAGCAUGGGCGGCAGGUGGCGCAUCGAUUAGCAAAUCACCCGACCAUGUUGAAGCCGAAGAGCGAGUGAAGACUAUUCGCAAUCACCGGGAUAGCGUACUAUGGCUUCUACGACACCGACUCCAAGAAUGCGUUAAGACACAACAAGAUAUGAUGGAGAUACGGCUAAUGAGAGAAAUGGAGAAGAGCAGGAGCGUGCUAGCUAAGUCACGAAAACAAGAUAUUUCUCUAGGCGCGUUAGCGAGUGUACAAGAGGCGGGAAGUCCUGCGGAGUCAAAGAGGAGGGCAAGUCAAGCAUUGCCUCCCGACGAGACACCGGCCUAUGCCCCGACGGGAGAUUUAACCACGGAACAAAUUCAAAUGUUCGAGAAGGAUAACAAAGAUAUGCUCAAACAUUACGAGAGCACAUUAGAUCAAGUCAGGACCGCAGAAAAGUCACUGCUUGAAAUAUCGGAGCUCCAGACGCAACUCAUAGACACGUUAACGACGCAAUCGGCGGGUAUCGAACAGUUGGUAGCCGAUUCGGAAAAGACGACCGAGAAUAUAGGGGGAGCCAAUAGACAGCUCGGGCAAGCAACGAAGAAAGCAAGCCCGGCCAGGUACACAUUUUUUGCAACUUGCGGCUUAUGCGCAUUUUUGAUAGUGUGGGAUUUAGUUAUAUAGACUAGAUACCUACCUACCUAUCUCAUAUGCGGAUGUUGUGAUAAAGUAUGUACGACGAGGAAAGCAUGUGAAGAGGCUGAAGGUCAUAGAAGAAAUCACAUGCCGAGCUAUUCUAUAGUCUGGUUAACAACGCAACGCCCAGUCGAGCUACUCUCUGGGAUUAACUCGAAGAACUCUUGGCGCGAUAUAAUCAAUGUAUAAUCAGUAGUUAUAACUAAUUAAAGCUAUUAUAAGU